GGUGCACCCAGGUGUAAGCCGAUCCCCACGGCUGCAGCGGCAAGCGAAGCACGGGGUGGUUUCGGUCAGCGGGUUCCUCUCUGCCAUCGCUUGGGAGCCAGACACCAUGUCUAUGGGGCUGGAGAUCGGUGGGGUGGCCCUGUCGGUGCUGGGCUGGCUGUGCAGCAUCAUCUGCUGCGCGCUGCCCAUGUGGCGGGUGACGGCCUUCAUCGGCAACAACAUCGUGACGGCGCAGAUCAUCUGGGAAGGGCUGUGGAUGAACUGCGUGGUGCAGAGCACGGGGCAGAUGCAGUGCAAGGUGUACGACUCCAUGCUGGCCCUGCCGCAGGACCUGCAGGCCGCCCGCGCGCUGCUGGUGGUGGCCAUCGUGCUGGCCGUGCUGGGCCUGAUGGUGGCCAUCGUGGGCGCCCAGUGCACACGCUGCGUGGAGGACGAGACCACCAAGGCCAAGAUCACCAUCGUCUCCGGCGUCAUCUUCCUGCUCUCCGGCAUCAUGACCCUCAUCCCCGUCUCCUGGUCGGCCAACACCAUCAUCCGGGAUUUCUACAACCCGCUGGUGAUCGAUGCGCAGAAGCGGGAGCUGGGCACGUCGCUCUACGUGGGCUGGGCGGCCUCCGCGCUGCUGCUCUUCGGGGGGGCCCUGCUCUGCUGCUCCUGCCCCCCCAAAGAUGAGAGGUACGCACCCAGCAAGGUGGCCUACUCCGCCCCGCGCUCCGCCGUCACCAGCUACGACAAGAGGAACUAUGUGUGAGCCCCCGCGCCCCCAGCCCAGCCCUAAAAGGGGCUCGGCCGCCCCUGCGUCCACUUCCAGCCCCACCACCGGAACCGGCACCGCCGGGGACCCUCCGCCCCGCGGGCCGGGGAGAGAUCCUGUCCCCAAGGGUGCCCAGCCCCGGUGGGAGCAGGCCGGGGAAUGACGGGGGGGUGAUCGGAUAGGUGCCGGGGUCAGGGCCGGGCAGUGUGAGCGGGAACCGGGCGGGCGGCUGUGUCAAUACCGACGGUUUCAUGUAAACAGAGCUGGUUUCGGGUUGCCAGGAGAGCUGUGCGCAGCAGCGCCAGGAGGAAGCUCCGUGCCCUGCCCCACCGGCCCCCCCGGGUCCCCCCGCCGGCCGGGCACCUUCUCUCCCUGUUACGCGUGGUCUGUACAAGUUACAUUUGUCAAUAAACGAGUCCUUUUUUGGUA
Messenger RNA from Numida meleagris (helmeted guineafowl), 1183 nucleotides. RefSeq names its product claudin 3 (gene CLDN3). Gene Ontology annotation, molecular function: structural molecule activity. Bases 107 to 751 code for a protein of 214 amino acids. The transcript has a single exon. Gene Ontology annotation, biological process: cell adhesion; bicellular tight junction assembly. Gene Ontology annotation, cellular component: plasma membrane; bicellular tight junction. The record is from RefSeq and is a predicted model, not a curated record. NCBI's taxonomy places the organism in Eukaryota, Metazoa, Chordata, Aves, Galliformes, Numididae.